This is a messenger RNA of Marmota monax (woodchuck), 1239 nucleotides long. RefSeq names its product V-type proton ATPase subunit E 1. The transcript has a single exon. Bases 115 to 795 code for a protein of 226 amino acids. Gene Ontology annotation, cellular component: proton-transporting two-sector ATPase complex, catalytic domain. Gene Ontology annotation, biological process: proton transmembrane transport. NCBI's taxonomy places the organism in Eukaryota, Metazoa, Chordata, Mammalia, Rodentia, Sciuridae. The record is from RefSeq and is a predicted model, not a curated record. Gene Ontology annotation, molecular function: proton-transporting ATPase activity, rotational mechanism.
UAAAGUAAAGGAAGUCAGAGAACCUGCUCUGGUUUUGUUGGCCCUGUUUUUCCACCGCCCUUUUUCUUAACUGAGUUCGGGCCAGUUGCCCUCCGACCUAGCAUCGCCUUCACCAUGGCUCUCAGCGAUGCUGACGUGCAGAAGCAGAUAAAGCACAUGAUGGCUUUUAUUGAACAAGAAGCCAAUGAGAAAGCAGAAGAAAUAGAUGCAAAGGCAGAAGAAGAGUUCAACAUUGAGAAAGGCCGUCUUGUGCAAACCCAAAGACUGAAGAUUAUGGAAUACUAUGAGAAGAAAGAAAAACAGAUUGAGCAGCAGAAGAAAAUUCAAAUGUCCAAUUUGAUGAAUCAAGCAAGGCUCAAAGUCCUCCGAGCAAGAGAUGACCUUAUCACUGACUUACUGAACGAAGCAAAACAGAGACUCAGCAAAGUGGUAAAAGAUACAACCAGGUACCAAGUGCUACUGGAUGGACUGGUCCUCCAGGGUUUGUACCAGUUGUUGGAGCCCCGAAUGAUUGUUCGUUGCAGAAAACAAGAUUUUCCUCUAGUAAAGGCUGCAGUGCAGAAAGCUAUUCCUAUGUACAAAAUUGCCACCAAGAAGGAUGUUGAUGUCCAAAUUGAUCAGGAGGCUUACCUGCCUGAGGAAAUAGCUGGUGGAGUUGAGAUCUAUAAUGGGGAUCGUAAAAUAAAGGUUUCCAACACCCUGGAAAGCCGGCUGGAUCUCAUAGCCCAGCAGAUGAUGCCUGAAGUACGAGGAGCCUUGUUUGGUGCAAAUGCCAAUAGGAAGUUUUUGGACUAAGCCCUUGGGAGGUGAAAUUAAUCUACUGCUGUACCUCUGAGAAGCAAGAUCAUCUAUGUAGCUUACUAUGUAGCUUCUUCUUUGUUGUUCUGCUAUUAUAUUUAUCAGUGGAUAUCUUCUGUAGCUAACAUCCUUGGCCUAAUGUUAACAACUGGAGGUUUCCUAAGUGUGAUCAGGACCCACAGUAAUUUGUCUCAGAUACCACAGCUUUUAUUUGGUUCUGUAGCAUGAAGAGGAGGGGUCAGAUGGUACUGCAUGGACUAUACCAAGUCUCCUGUUCUUUUCACUGUUCUAAUUACCUAAUCUAAACAGUGAUAUGCAUGGUGAUCCUUGCUCUUUAGGUAUGGGGCAUGUAUUCUUUGGGCCUAGAAUUUUUCUUCAUCUGUAAAUGUGAUUUAAAAUCUAAGCAAUGAAUUUUCUUUAUUUAUUAAAACAAAAGAUUUA